Messenger RNA from Aspergillus sclerotioniger CBS 115572, 1854 nucleotides. Its product is annotated as hydroxymethylglutaryl-CoA synthase. Gene Ontology annotation, biological process: acetyl-CoA metabolic process; ergosterol biosynthetic process. Gene Ontology annotation, molecular function: hydroxymethylglutaryl-CoA synthase activity. The coding region runs from base 249 to 1583 and encodes 444 amino acids. Lineage: Eukaryota; Fungi; Ascomycota; Eurotiomycetes; Eurotiales; Aspergillaceae. The record is from RefSeq and is a predicted model, not a curated record. The transcript has 5 exons.
UGAUCGGCUGCUGCUUGCUUGUCCCGGGCGCCUGCGGUCCUGCCAGUCCGACACUAGGAGGACUUGCCAACUCACAGCCACUUUUCCCACUCAUCCUGAUUCUCAACUCAUAUCGAACGCAGAUUAGGCAGCAGUGGUAUUGAACUAUAAAUUGAAGAGAUCUGUCGGGUUCAGCUCAGAUCCUCAGUCUUCAAGACACUCCUACACCCUCAUUUGUUCAACUAUUGACUUGAGAUAUCACUUGCACAAUGGCACGCUACCCCGAGCAUGUUGGCAUCAAGGCCAUGGAGAUCUAUGUUCCGGCACAGUGCCUGAAUCAAACGCUCUUCGAGAAGCACCAAGGCGUUUCGGCCGGCAAAUACACCAUCGGACUAGGUCUCCAGUACAUGAACUUCUGCACCGAUAGAGAAGACGUCUGCACUCUAGCCCUAACAGCCGUCUCCUCCCUCCUUCACAAAUACAAUAUCGACCCCAACUCCAUCGGCCGUCUCGAAGUAGGCACCGAGUCCCUCAUCGACAAAGCCAAAUCGAUCAAAUCCGUCCUCACAACCCUCUUCGAGCCCUCAGGCAACACAAGUAUCGAGGGCAUCGACACCAUCCACGCCUGCUACGGCGGUACCAACGCCCUUUUCAACGCCGUGAACUGGGUCGAGUCCCGUUCCUGGGACGGUCGAGACGCCAUCGUCGUGGCCUCGGACAUUGCCCUCUACAACGAGCCCUCCACCCGUCCCACCGGAGGUGCAGGCUGCGUCGCCAUGCUUAUCGGUCCAAACGCAGCCCUCUCCCUCGACCCCAGCAUCCGCGGCGUCUACAUGUCUCACACCUACGAUUUCUACAAGCCAGACCUCAAAGCCGAAUUCCCUCUCGUUAACGGCCACGAAUCCAUCACCUGCUACCUCCGCGCCAUUGAUGAAUGCCAUAAGGACCUCCUCCGUCGCAGAUCCAGCAAGGAACCCGUCCUCGACCUCUUCGACUACAUGGCCUUUCACACCCCCAACUGCAAACUCGUCAGCAAAUCCUACGGUCGACUCAAAUACAACGACAUCCUCACAUCCAACACAGAUACAGCCAUACCCUUCAUCCCCUCAGACCUCCUAACCCUUCCCUAUGAGUCCUCUCUCAAAGACAAACCCCUCGAAAAAGCCCUCAUCUCGCUAACAAAAGACGACUUCAAAUCCCGCGUCGAACCAUGUAUCCUCGCCCCUUCGCUCUGCGGAAACAUGUACACAGCCAGUCUCUACUGCUCCCUCAUCAGUCUCAUAAGCAGCAUUGACCUUACCACCGCCCAGGGAAAAACCAUCGGCAUGUUCAGCUACGGCAGCGGCCUCUCCAGCACCCUCUUCGCCCUAAAAAUCACCGGCGACUUGACCCCCAUCGUCCAGAAAAUCAAUUUCAUGCAGCGUUUGAAAGAGAGAUAUAUUGCCACUCCGGAGGAAUAUGAAGCUGCCUGCGCCCUCCGACUCCAAGCCUACGGAAGCAAGAACUAUACCCCUGUUGGGGAUGUGGAUUCCCUUGCACCGGGGACUUAUUAUCUGGAGGGGAUUGAUGAGGUGUUCAGGAGGAAGUAUGCUGUUAAGAAUUAGGGAAUAGUUAGUUGUGGAGGUUGACUGGACUUUGUCUGGGGAAGAUGUGCAGCGGUGGGUUUGGAGUUUGAGUCAGGCAUGAAUUAAUUGUGGAGAGGAAAGGGGAUAUCGAAAGUAUGACAUCAGCAGAGUAGAAGAAAAAAAAAGCUUUAUGCAACUAUGUGACUGUGGCUGCGAUGGAUGGUUCUUUGAGGGGGUUGGGUAGUCACUACCUAUAGUAUGUUCGGGGGGAAAUUGGGAUGGGAUUAGAUUAUCAUAUCCAAGAAGAGGU